Messenger RNA from Xyrichtys novacula (pearly razorfish), 5583 nucleotides. The record is from the annotation of a GenBank genome assembly. NCBI's taxonomy places the organism in Eukaryota, Metazoa, Chordata, Actinopteri, Labriformes, Labridae.
GCCCCUGACGAAUACACCGGAAGUAAACACUGAAACGUACGGAUUCCGUAACGUACUCAGGAGGGGGUUCGUUCCUUGGACUUUUACCUACUUAUGUUGUUGUUCUUUUGAUUCUGUACCUGAUUUUUUUUUGAUCGGCGUCGAGUAUGAGCGCGAUUCUUCCGCGGAUCGAGCAGCUGUCCGCCAGAGUGAUCCGGGUUUUGGGCUGCAACCCGGGACCGAUGACCCUGCAGGGAACCAACACUUACCUGGUCGGCACAGGCAAAAGGUGAGAGUUCAUCUCUCUCUCUUUUAUAACGACAAGCUGAUUAAAUGUCUUUUCUUCUUCUGAGUAUCUGUAUUUGAAAGGAAUUCGUUGUUAAAAACGCACCGCAUACAUUUUUUUCCUCAUAGCCCCAUGUUAGCAGAUGGAAAAGAACCAAACUCCAUUCAAAAAACACCGAAUUCAACGUUUUCUGGCUUGUAGCUGAAAACAGACAGAAUAUAAAGUAAGACUGAUUCUGUAAACGGAACUACUAAUAUCUACUAGUAUAUUUGGCUGAUGCAGAUGAUGAGUAUCAAUACACGGGUUUAUGGUAUCACUAGACUUUUACAAUAAUGAUCUUGAGAGUCUAAUUUUGGCACUUAUUCAAAGCCAGUAUGUUGAGUAAAGACAGGGAAAUAUGUUGAUCUAAGUCUUGGUAUGCUUGUUUUGUGAAAAAAUGUGAAUUAACGUGGUCUUUUUUGUUUGUUUUGUGGGUUUGAAAAUAUGACAUAUUGAACUGUAAAAAGGCAUGUUGGCCUGCAGCUGUUGUUUAUUUUUAUUGAAAGAGGGGCAGACUCUAUAAGAGUUUUUUUCUUUCUGCUCCUUUUUAUUCACUUUUGAGAUUUUUCCUUGUUUGUAUUGAAAGUUUUAAAUAUCAACUGAAGGUAAUAAAGUAUGAAAAUGAAAAAUGAAAUUUCAUUGCUUCAUGAAAAAUAUAAACAUCAUCUCAAUAUUGCAUUGUGUCUUCUUUUAGCAACACUGUGUAAACCUUAAAGAACCAAUAAGGAGUUUUUUUUUAAGUGAAAUAUUGGAUUUACAAUUGUGUGUGUAUAAUGUGUGUUUAUAUUUCAGGAGAGUGCUCAUAGACACCGGAGAAGCUGCUGUUCCUGAGUACAUCAGCAGUCUGAAACAGGCCCUGAAGCAGUUCAACACCAGCAUCCAGGAGAUCAUCCUCACACACUGGCAUCAUGACCACACUGGCGGAGUGGAGGACAUCUGCAGGGACAUCACGGGUACGAAGGUCUCAGCUCAAGUUUCUUUGUUCUUGUGUUGCUGUGUUGUUUUCAGAAAUUGAAAAUACCUCUCCGUUCUCCUCACAGGCUCUGACGUUCAGGUCAGCAAACUUCCUCGCUCCAGUAACAUCUCAGAGACGGCUGGGAACAAAAGCUUCACUUACCUGAAGGACGGAGAUGUGGUCCAGACAGAGGGCGCCACACUAAAGUGAGUCAGGUUUUAAGUGUUGUUAAUGAGCACAGAGCUUUUCAAACAGAGAACCGUGUCAAAUAUCUGUUUUUUUAGAGUGCUCUUCACACCAGGCCACACCGACGACCACAUGGCACUGCUGCUGGAGGAGGAGGGGGCGGUCUUCUCGGGAGACUGCAUCCUGGGUGAAGGUACGGCCGUGUUUGAGGAUCUCUACGACUACAUGAAAUCUUUAAAGAUCCUCCUGGAUGUUCGAGCUGAUCUCAUCUACCCUGGUGAGUAAAAAGUAGAGAAAAUGUGUGGCAUAUUCACACCUGAAGGCUGCCCAAUCAAGUCCAGUCCACAACCGCGCUGCUUUCCCUGUGCAGGUCAUGGCCCCGUGGUCCAGGAUGCCGGCUCUAAGAUCAGUUACUACAUCAGCCACAGAGACCAGAGAGAGCAGCAGAUCCUGGCAGCUAUUCAGGAUGGGGCGGGAAAGCCUUUCACCUCCAUGGAGCUGGUCAAGAUCGUCUAUAAGGUCAGAACAAGAUCUCUUUGAAUGUUUUUGCAGUUAUGUUCAGAAACUUCAGAAACAGAGAUGAAUGUGGCGACGCUAAUUUAUGAUAGUAGAAAUAAAACAAGGCUUUGGACGUGAUCCCAAGAUAUACUGCACCAGAUCAUUGAUGCUUUUAUAUAAUGAUGCAUUUAUAUUCACAUCCAUGUGGUAUUUUGUUACAGACUUUUUUUUUGACUCUGUAACUUUUUUUUGUUACAGAAGCGGAAACAAGAUGGCUGCAUCUACGAAAGUUAUUUUAGCACUUGCCUUGUCCAAAUAUAUAAGGCAGGAAAAUACUUCUCCGAUCUCCUUACAGGCAAAGCUAUUUUAGCGCUUGCCUUGUCCGAAUAGCGCUAAAAGUCAAGCGCUAAAAUAACUUUCGUAGAUGUAGCCAUCUUGUUUUACACCUCCAAUUUUGCUUUUUUACUUAGUAACUGAAACGCUGGUUACUCGGGUGUGACGUCAUUUUCAGCUCAGUGCUCUGACUUCCGAGGUAACUCAAACGCAGUGUAAUUAUACUUUAUCUUAUUUUGCUGUAUUGUAGCUAACAUGUCAUAUCAAAUUGUGAUUUAAUACAUUGUGUAUCGUUUAAUGUAUUGAAUAUUAUGCUGUGUCCUAUCUUUUUGUAUCGUACACAUUAUCGUUUCACACUGUAAUAAUCGUAUCAUAUGAUUUUCUUUCAUGAAACACAAUUGUUUCCUGCCCAAUUACUCCAUAGUCUAUUAAAUUGUAACCCUUGUAUCACACAGUACCGUACUGUAUUGAAUGAUAUUGUACCAAAUAGUAUCAUAUCGUCCACUUUAAAUUGUAUUGUGUUUCAUUAUACAGAUUUUAAUAUAUAGUAUCGCUUUAAAUUAUUGGAACUUACAGUAUGGAGUAUAGAGUAUCAUCGUGUCAUAUCUUUAUGUUUUAAUAGGUACUGUUUGGUAAAGUACCUUUUUGAAUCUUAUUGUUUUAUUUUAUUUGUGACUGGUAACACUUGAUUCAUCUCGUCUAGGACACCCCUGAACAUCUGCACCCAGCAGCUAAUGUGAACCUGGUCCAUCACUUAAAGAAACUGGAGAAAGAAGGAAAGAUCACCUUCGGUACGUCACCCUCUACCACGACUGUAGAACAUCCUGGGAUGAUAUCAGAGCAUCAGACUCAGCGCUGAAAUCUAAACCCUUAAGGGAGACCUUUCCCGCUCUGCAGAGACAGUUUUCUGUUAUUUAGAUUCCAGCAAAGUUAUCUGUUGCUGAAAAUUGAUUGAAUUUCUUUUUGGUUGAUUUAUAAAAGUAGGGUUUGUAGUCAAAGACUUUAAACUCAAGUAUAAUAACAGAAACUUCUCUCCCCCUCAGUGAACGACGCUCCACAGGACGUCAAGUGGAGGAGUAACCUGUGAUUUCCACUGAAGCCACAAAGAAAUUAUCUUUCCUCGAUCAUUUGGUGAUUCUUACUAAAUUCUCAAUCGAACUGUGAUUGACAGAUAAGUGAAUGAGGACAAAGGGGCUGGGGGGUCACACAUGCUGUCUUGGAUGUUUCCUGACUCUGAUUAGGCUGAAGUACACUAACGGCUGAUUCAGGUCCCUGAUUUUGGUGCUGUGUGAUUUCCUAGGAUCCCCUGUUAAUGUGACCUGCACUUUUCAGGAGUUCAAUAUAGAGCAAUCUUUGAGUGAAUCUUGAUUUGGGAAUCAAAUAUUUUUAAUAUAAGUCUGUGGUGUCCAGGGAUCCCACAAUAAUGAUAGUAUUCUGGUUCAGUUUGACACACUGUCAGCUGAGUUUUCUGGGAGUUUUUUUUAGAGUGAUCGGUGGCAUUCGAAAGCGCAGUAGUGUCAUGUUAUAUCACGAAUCAGGAGAAAGAAAGGUCCAGGAUUGAUGGUAUUAAACAGAUUUAAUGAGGCAUUUAUCUUUCCUGUUUAUUCUUUAUCUGGACUCUUGCAGAUUUUUAUGUAUUUAUUUUUUUUAAAUUGAAGUUUGGAAAGGAAACCUUAUGCUGCGUUUGCCCCUUUGUGAAGCCAGGGGUCGACUUUCCCUGAAUUAUUGGCUCUUUGAAUGAGUUAAUGUUGAGCUAAUUGUGUUUACAUUGGGAUCCUGUGCAAAGUAAUAAUUUGUAUUUUGUUCAGGAAGCAUUUAUUUACUUCCUCUUCAUGGACACUGGAUCAGUAGAGUAAUGAAAAAUAAAACCUAUUUUGUUGAAUCUUCAGAGACUAUAACAGCAGACGGUGUAAAUCUUUAUUAAGACCAACAUUCAGACUUAAUUUCAGCAGUAAAGUUGUUAAAACAUAAAACUGUUUCCUUUUAUCUGACCCUGAUAUUAACGCACUUGUAUUUAAAAGGCUGCUGUAACACUUCAGUCAGACACUAGGUGGCACUAUCUGCUUAUACUGACAGAACAUGAACAGCAGAUAUAAAAAUACAAACAUAAAUCUGUUAAAAUGACUAUAUAUUAUGAACGUGACUGUGUAAUCAUGGUAUUUUUUUAAUCUAAAUAAUUAACGCUGUCUAUUUUCAGGCAGUGAGUCAAAACUAUCUUAUUUUGCAAGAAUACUUGAACAUAUUGAGGUAUAACUUCUAUAAAUGUUAAUAUAUCAUCAAUAAAAUCUCUGUAAACAUCAUUAAGCAGGUGAAUCUGCUCUAAGUUAAACCAACAUUAUAAACCAGCUUUCAAAUGAGUAACCUCUGUGAACUUUUGACCUAUUUGCAAGUCGAAUCUGUUUUCAUAAUGACUAAUAUCUCUCAUGCAGUCUGACAUUUCUGGGGGUUGUUUUAUAUUAUCACAUACAGAGUUAUCAUGUCGCCUCUGUGGGUUUUUCUGUGUAACUUGAGCAGCUUCAUUGGAAUGACCUGCCUGUUUGAAGCAAACAUCGCUGAACUUCGCCACAGUGCCACAGAAACAGACCAGAUAACACAUCAGCUGAAUGCACUGUGCACACAUAAACUACAAGACCAUUUCUGCACAUUUAAAAGACGAGCAAGGCACCACCUCUUCUGUCGCUGCAUUCUCGCAAUUUUUUUUGUUUUGUUUUAACAUUUAUUUUUAAAAAAUCACACUUGGAAAUAUGGUGGCCCCAAAGGCGAACUGCACUAACAUUUGACUGAACUGAACCCAAAAGUUUAACCAAACACAAAAAUAUUUUACUGAACAUAAAAAUUCUAAUUCAAUGCUAAAUUUAUUUCACCAAACACAAAAACUUCUCAUUAAAUACAAAAUGAACAAAUAAAUGGAGGUAAAUGGAAUCCGGAAAACAUUUCAUAGAACAAAAAAAAAAAUCAAUGACAGCUGGCAAAUCACAAAAAAAAUUCAGUGAAACACUCAAAAAGCAUUAACGAUACAAAAUGUUGUUUUUUUGAUUUUGAUUUUUUUUGGUUUUCAGUCGUAAGUGAAAUAAACAUUUCAGCUCCAAAAUUUUUUUAAUUUUUCUUGGUCAUAAUUUGUGGUUACAGGCAUUAAAGGGUUAAAUGACUACAGAAUAAUUUCACAAAAAGCACUCAUAUUAAAUUAAAUUCAAUACUUUGAGUUUCAAAUUUGAGAUUCAUGUAUUAGAUAACAUUUUUGCAUUUCAUUAAAUAUUUUUGUUCAGUGAAAUGGUUUUGUGAGUAAAUGUUUUUACAUUUCCUGAAA